AGAUGCUAAUCCACAGAAGCCCUUUGCACAAACAAGAUAGCCUCUAAGCGGGCCGGCUUCUGUUUAGCUAUUUCCAGCUUUAUUUCCAUUCUCUUUCCACUGUAUUUCAAUUCGAAUUAUAAAGUUCGUGUCUGUGUGAACGAUAUGACAAUCGCAAAAAGCGCCAGUUUUUGAAGUGUUCUCCGGCGGGGGGGGGGGGAUGCAGUGGUCCCUUUGUGGCUGUCUGGAACUUAUCGAUAAAAGUGAUCUGGGAGAAACUGGCACGGAAAGCGUUGAACAAGCUGGUGGUAUCUGUCUCUCCGAUAAUGGGAUACAAUAUUCAAUUUUCUGCGACUUUUAGACAUUUUAUAUAGAAAUUAUGCACAUAUGUAUACAUAAGGAAGUUGUCAAUAAAACAACUGUAUGGGUAAGGAAGAUGGAUGCUCACAAGCGGACAUCAUCAUCUAUUAAGACUGCUAAUAAGAGAAGCAACGCCGAUGAAGAAAAUCAGCUGAGAGGAAACGUCGAAUUCGAAAAGCAUGAGGAAACUGUAACCGGAGAUUGGCAGAAGGAGUGGCAAGACAUCUUAUUGUUGCUCUUUCUAUACGUCCUGCAAGGUGUCCCACUCGGCAUUGGAAAUGCAUUUACAAUGUUUCUACAGAAUCACAACGUCUCCUACUCACAGCAAGCUAUUUUCAGCUUUGCGAUCUGGCCAUUCAGCAUCAAGAUUCUAUGGGCUCCGAUAGUGGAUAGUCUUUAUUUUAAAUCCUACGGCAGGCGCAAAUCCUGGCUUGUGCCUACUCAGUAUCUAAUUGGGUUGUUCUUGGCAGUACUUUCAUGCCACCUUAAUGUGUGGUUUGGUGAAAAAAAACACGAACCUGAUAUUGGUCUAUUGACGAUUGUUUUCGCGUCUUUAAGUUUCCUUGGAGCUACUCAAGAUAUCGCUGUCGAUGGAUGGGCCCUGACUAUGUUGUCAAGGCGCAAUGUGGGACACGCCUCAACCUGUAACUCUGUCGGCCAGACAGCGGGCAUGUUUUUGGGCUAUGUCGUGUUUAUGACACUCGAGUCCAAAGACUUCGCGAACACCUACAUCUAUAGCAAACCGCAAGAGACUGGUCUCGUGACUAUGGAGGGUUUCUUACGCUUCUGGGCCGUAGUAUUCUUUAUGACAACAACGUUGGUGGCUCUUCUCAAAACUGAACGAGCAUCUGAAGGAGCCGAGAUGGCUGUAGCUGAAACGUACCGCAUUACCGCGCGAAUUUUUAUGAUGCCGUCUGUUCUCACAGCGGGGGUUUUUCUGUUAACGGCAAAAAUCGGAUUCGGCAUUACGGACGGCGUCACGCAUCUGAAGCUGAUCGAGGCAGGGGUGCCUAAAGAAAAAUUGGCUCUUUUGUCCGUUCCUAUUAUACCACUACAAACGAUACUCCCAUUAUUCUUGUCCCGGUAUAUUACGAGCGACCGACCGCUCGAUGUUUUUGUCAAAGCCUAUAUACCACGCCUGGUCUUGGGUCUAGUAUUCUCAGUUGUAGUAUGGUGGACCUUUUCGUUUGAAGAUACUUUCCCGGCGUACUAUUAUGGCGUCGUUGUUCUGGUGUAUGCGGUCCAUCAGGUCCUCGUAUACAGUUGUUUCGUAGCGUUUAUGGCGUUCUUCGCUCGGGUGUCGGAUCCUGCUCUGGGUGGCACCUACAUGACUUUUCUCAACACUCUUUCUAACCUAGGUGGCAAUUGGCCAACCACUCUAGCGUUUUGGGCACUUGACUACACUACGUACAAAUCUUGUACUAUUGGUGGGCAUAAUUGCUCCGGGCAAGAAGGCCAACAGGAAUGUACCAAUUUAGGAGGACAAUGCAGAACUCUACUGGAUGGCUACUACGUCGUGUCGCUCGUUUCCAUUGUUAUUGGAUUCCUCUGGUUCGCGCUGUUUGGCAAGCGAACAGCUCAGUACCUCCAACGACUUAAGCACGAUGCUUGGGCGGUACCUCGAUGAGAGCUGGUGCAAGCCGUGCAACAAUCUUGUGCGUAUUGUCGAGACUUUGCUCCGCAUUAUGUGAAAUUGGGCGUAAAUAUUGAUACAUGCUAUAUGUUUUAUGCGGGAACUAUCGGCCACGCAAUUUACUCUCCCAAAUGUCAGUAUAUGAUAGGAGAAUAGUCUAGUACUAUAGUACAUUAAAAAGCUGAAAAGAGGAAACUCAAUUUUUUCUCGAUCAAAUUCUUUAUCAGCCCAUCUGCACUCGUACGGAAUAUAGAGCCUUGCCUUGCCUACGGGCUUCCUCAUCAAUUUGCCUUUACUAUUGGCAGGCAACUACUUGUUAUUUCUGGGCUUCAAAACGGCCGGCCUUAUUUCGUUAAAGCAUAACAAGUAAAAACCCGGUGCUAACAGUAUAACGUUUUGAUCUCAUUCGGAGUGAACACACAUUUCCAAUUAGGUUUAGAUAUGUAGAAAUGGGACCAAUAACUGAGAUCAUCGAUUAAGGUGCAUCUCGAUUGUUUCAAUUCAAGCGAUUCGGGGUUGUGGUUUAGUGCUGGCACGUUGAAAUGCAUUACCUAUAGUGCAAGGAUAACCAAAUAAAAAAUUCCUUCUCGAUCUGUUUAUUUGAUUAUAUUACGUUUUGAUUGGAAUAUUUUUGCAAAUUUCGGUAUGUUUGCUCCUUAUCUAGGCAGUGUUUAGCCGAUAAGAAUGAUUAGGCUAUACACUAACAUAAUAAUAUACAAGAGAAAAGACUGGCAAUAAUGAACAUAGUUUAUGUCAAUCCAGUAACUAAAUAUUGAAUAUGGUAUAAUACUGGCCGAUACUCGUCAAUCAUCGUUUUCUAAAUCCAUGUACGAUAUGUGCAAAUUUAGGUAUUGGAAAUCGAGUUGCGUUUAGCGAAACUACUGUAUUAGGUAUGAGCGUGCAUGUCACUUGGUUCACUUAAAAACUGUUAAAAAUCAUGUCCUACCAAAUCUAAAAUGGUAAUAUCAGCUUAACAUGAGAGCGAUGAAAACUUUCAUCUAUAAUGCAAGGAAAUGUAGGGCUGGGUAUUCUUAAGUAUCGACGGAUAAUAAUUCACGUGGUAUUUAGUAGUGUUCCUAAAAUUAAGAGGGACGCGGCAUUAGAAGAACCUUACUGUGCAAUGACCGUAAUAUAUACACAGUGACGAAUCUAGACGGUCGUAAAUGUUUUAUAUAAAAAAUUCAUUCCAUGGAUCAGUAGAUGUCACGUGCCGAUGAGAUACGUGGGUCAGGAUACGCACUGACUAAAUUUACAAGAAUAGGGUUUUCAAGUAUUUUUUACGACUACGAGAUUUGCUGUUAUAAGUACGUUUAACUAAUGGGACGAAAAAAUAAGGAAUAAUAAAUGUUUCUACAAGCGCAGAAUAAAUACAACUCGUAAUUAGA
Messenger RNA from Varroa destructor (honeybee mite), 3357 nucleotides. RefSeq names its product acetyl-coenzyme A transporter 1. Gene Ontology annotation, biological process: acetyl-CoA transmembrane transport. NCBI's taxonomy places the organism in Eukaryota, Metazoa, Arthropoda, Arachnida, Mesostigmata, Varroidae. Gene Ontology annotation, cellular component: membrane. The record is from RefSeq and is a predicted model, not a curated record. Gene Ontology annotation, molecular function: acetyl-CoA transmembrane transporter activity.